UUACAUUUAUUAUUAUCGUUUCCCCGACAACAACAAGCAUCCAAAAGAACUUUACUAAUUUCUUCUAGAUAAAUCAGAGAAACUACUUUCAGAAACUUUUCCAAUUGCUUUCGCUAUAAUACUAUGGAGUCUGAUAUGAUCGAUGAAGAAGCUCAAGCAAAUAUACCAGAGCCAGAUGGUGAAGAAGAAGAGCUAAAAAUUCGGCCUCUAGAAAGAAUCACACGACAUCCCAAAGUUCCAGUAGAGCCCUCAGCCUAUGGCAAAGGAAAGAAUUUCAGCAGGCCAUGGAUCCUACAAGAUGGCCGUGGGAUUCCCGGACAAGGCAGUGAAAUGAGGGAUGAGUACCAAAUCCCCAAAAAGCCCAAGCAUAGCGAAGGUAUCCGCAAACGGAUGCUAACAAAUUUCUUCUGGGAGCAAAUGCUGAAUGAAGUGAUGGCUGAACUGGCUACGGCGAAGCCUGACAUGGACUACAGCACCGAGCAGAAAGCCAACUACAUAAAGGAGAACUUUCAGCCGCGCGACUUGAACGUCACUGCAGAUAAAAACAUGCACCUCAAAUAUCCUCUGUAUGGAACGGGAUCUAGUGCCAUCACAUACUACAGUGAGACUAUUAUUAAGACCGGACCUGGUGAAAUAUUGGAGAAGUUCCGUCGCAGCCAAUACUUCACUAAACCUAUGGAAGAAAGAUUGGACGAUGGUUGGGUUUUGUAAAAUUCGAAUUUUGUAUGUCAUUUUUUUAAGGUUAUUUACUUGCGUAUCUAUAAAUAAAAACGUUCGA
Messenger RNA from Plodia interpunctella (Indianmeal moth), 778 nucleotides. RefSeq lists its product as uncharacterized. Bases 124 to 711 code for a protein of 195 amino acids. Lineage: Eukaryota; Metazoa; Arthropoda; Insecta; Lepidoptera; Pyralidae. The record is from RefSeq and is a predicted model, not a curated record. The transcript is spliced from 4 exons.